AGUGCCACUGCCCCGGCCAGCUUAGGGCGGGCAUUUUGCGUUAUGAGAGACGACCAUCAUUUGAUUCAGCUGUUCACAACAAACCUGGAGUGAUUCCACCGCGACAUCACACAUAUAUUCUAGAAGAUUCAGGCUUGCUUGACUACUGUAAUCUCGAUAGAAGGUUUGCUCCAUUGGUUCACUUACUCUGCACGCCCGAUUGAAGACGUGGUGUGUUUCUUUCACCAGAGCUGUACUGCAAACACCUUACACGGAGUAACAACAUCGGAACUCCUCCUUCAGUCAGAGGGGGACGCCGUGGCGCGUCGUCGAUAUGUCGAGGGCAAGCUGGAGCGAUGACACAGGGCGUGGGAGAGGAUCUGCUCAGGCACUGCUGCGAAAUGGCUCCAGCUGCUCUAAUUGCCACGACCUUCAAAGUGUCUGCGAGAGCUUGAAUCAGCUCCUUCAAGAAAAGGAGAGGCAGGUGAAGCUGCUGGAGCGAGACUUGGAGGUGCAGAAGAGCCUUAACAACAAGCUGCUGGAGAAUGUCUGUGAGCAGCAGGUGGAGAUCCUAAAACUAAAAGGUGAUAAAACAACAACAACAAAUGAAAGCUAUACCCAAAUGGAGAAAUAUGAAGAGCCGCGUUUGGAGAUAUAUGAGCAAGCCGUCGAGUCUUCCAACUCGGUGAAGACAAUAUGCAUUCGCAAGCAUGAAAACGGGUACAUUGAAGCACCACAAGACAAUGAUGCUUCUCACCUUGAAGCUUCGCGAGAAGCUGAAGCAGCACAUGGAGAAUCCAUUUACGCUACAGAUUUGGAGAGCGUUGUGAGCAAAGAGCACAAGCGGAAUAGCUCUACAAUGUCUGACUUUUCCAUGCAGUCGGUCGAGACUGAACAUGCAAACCAUGUUUCGAUACAUGGCAACUCUAGAAGGGCGUCUUCUCAGUCAGAUUCACUUGCACCUCGUCGCGGUCAGGUGAAUGGCUCUGUUCAGCUCAUUGAAACUGAGAUCCUACACAUGCAACAAAAUCCAGAGAAGCCACCCCAUCGACCAGAACGUUCAACAUCCCUUGGGCUGGCCGGUAUGGUUCAAGCUGAAUACAUCGACGAGGCUUGUGUGACCAGACUCAAUGGAGAAAUGACCCCACGCAGACAGGUCAUUAAUGGGGAGCCUUUGGCGAAUUAUCCUCCGGUUAAAAAAAUCACGCUCGUUAAUCCGAUCAAGAACCUUCGUUUAAAUCUGCGUCACAAGAAACAAGGGGCAGGCUGCAAUGGUUUUGUCCCGCCAAACCUACUGCGCGAUUGCCCUGUCUGCCACAUGAGCUUCCCUCCACAUAACAGCGAGAUUGAGAGGGCACAUCAUGUCAACAACCACUUUCUGGACAACUGACAAUGACAUGCUUCACUGCUCGCUCAGAGAAGCUCGUACAUGGAAUGUCAUUGUUGUUAUCUGUGCGAGCAGAACAUGAGCAGUUUGUUUGCAAUGUGCACAGACAACUAUAGUGAUUUUUUUUUAUGUUUUAGUUUUGCCUCUCUUUUUGUUGUUGUUCGUUUUUUCAUAAAUAGAAAUUCUUUUAUACAGUUGUCACCAACAUUCAUGUUGGGGCAUCCUAUAGUAUUAAUUGCACCAGGUAUUUUCACCAAUUUUAAUUUAAGUGUUUAUAUUUUGUGUAAAAAAACAUUUCGGCCAAGGUACAAUUCGAUUUGGAAGUCGUUAUUGUAAUGCUGACUUGAACUACACACUGCUGGUGAUAAAAGUAAUAAUACAUUCAAGUUUUUGUAUCGUGAUGUAUGGCAUUUUUUUUUAAAGUUUCGCAUUGAGAUACAGUUAGAGAUGCUUAAUGAACCCAAAGUGUAUUGUAUUUCUGUCAUAUAAAUUGUAGCUAAAUGCCUGAAAUCUAAGCAAAACCAGUUUCUUUUGUUUUAUGCCUAAAUAUAUGCAUUAUAUUAAAUGCAAAAUUAUCUAAUAAAAUAUAAACUGAAUAUAAGUUAAGUGUAUGUGGGCAUACAAUUAAAUACAGCAUAACAUCUGA
Messenger RNA from Lethenteron reissneri (Far Eastern brook lamprey), 2012 nucleotides. RefSeq lists its product as uncharacterized. The record is from RefSeq and is a predicted model, not a curated record. Lineage: Eukaryota; Metazoa; Chordata; Hyperoartia; Petromyzontiformes; Petromyzontidae.